AUGCGGAUUCCUAUCAGCGUCAAGUACAAAAACAAGACACUUCCAAUUACCGAUCAUGAUAUCGUUUUUCAGAUGGCUGAUGAACUUAACAAGCUGAACAACAACAACCAGAAAUACAAGAUUGACUUCAUCGAUUGGAUCCAAAGCACUGAAAACAACCUAUACUACAAGCAUGGCAUACGCCUUCCUAAUGGCAAGGUACCCACUGUUGGUCAGGUUGCUGCUAAUGCCAGCUUAUUCGCUGGUAUAAGUAGUAGUGCCCGUAUGGUCGACCGCAUUGCUGCUAAAGUGGACGAAGCGACCAAAAAAAUUUACGAUGAUAGUUGGUUCGAGUUGAUGAUCAAAGACUUGUAUGCUGCACAUGAUCGAUCAAGGAAGGCUAUGAUGAUUGGUCCGAAUGGGGAUGGCUACACCACAAGAUGGACAAAUGUGGAAGUCUAUGUACACGAAGUUCGCAGAAAGUGCCGUGGAUUCAAGUUUGGUGUGCGAGUAACCAAAAUUGAUCAUGAGGGUGGCAAAGUUACAGUACAAUGGAAGGAUGAUCCAUUUAAUACCACGUACAACAAGAAGUCUUUUGACAAUGUAAUUAUAUCCGUGCCCUUUUCGAUUGUUCGCACAUGGCAUUUACCAGAGCUGCCAUACACACUUAGGAGUGCCAUUGACAAUCUCGGGUAUGAUUCCGCAUGCAAGGUAGCUAUGGAAUUCAGGUCACGCUUCUGGGAACACUACGAACCACCCAUCCUUGGUGGCUGCGACACUACUGAUUUGUACGCUGGAGAAAUAUGCUAUCCAUCCAACAACUUGACGGAUGAAGGACCUGGUGUGAUGCUUGCUAGCUAUGUCUCGCAUGAUGCUAGUCUUCGUUUGGCAUCCAUGACCGAAAAACAGCACGUUGCCCGUGUCCUUGAGGACAUUGUUGAGCUACAUGGCGAUAUUGCCAGAGAGCAGUACACAGGCAAUUACGAUCGUGUGUGCUGGAUCUUGGAUGAGUUUCAAUCAGGUUCAUGGGCUUCACCGGAACCUGGUCAACAUAAGCUACACAUGCAAUCCUAUUUCGAGAUGAACAAUGGCAUUGUUUUCGUAGAAGAGCAUACCGAUAUUAAGCAUGCAUGGAUCAGUGGCGCUCUUGAAUCCGCUAUACGUGGCGUAGUUAUGGUACUCAUAGAACAUGGCCACGUCAAGGAAGCUAAAUCCUUGGUCAAAAAGUGGGAUGCCAAGUGGAUGAAGAUCUAA
Messenger RNA from Lichtheimia ornata, 1233 nucleotides. RefSeq lists its product as uncharacterized. The record is from RefSeq and is a predicted model, not a curated record. Bases 1 to 1233 code for a protein of 410 amino acids. The transcript is spliced from 6 exons. Gene Ontology annotation, biological process: amino acid catabolic process. NCBI's taxonomy places the organism in Eukaryota, Fungi, Mucoromycota, Mucoromycetes, Mucorales, Lichtheimiaceae. Gene Ontology annotation, molecular function: L-amino-acid oxidase activity; polyamine oxidase activity.